AUGGAGUUGUCCUCUCAGAGGCAAUGCAAUAUCGCUAUAAUUAGUUGUGCAGUCUCUAUCUGCAAGUCAGUCGGGAUCGUUGCCGAGCCAUAUGCCGUGCCUCUUUGCCUACAAUGGGCGGGAGACACCGAGGGCUUGGUGGCGAUCGUGGUGAGGCCUGAAGCCGGACCCCCCCUCGUCGUCAAGGCGAGGGGCCACGGGUAUGUGGCGGCGGUUCGGGGAGAGGUGGCUUUCGUCGGAGUCUAUUUCUCCCCGAACCGUGACCUGGCGGCUCUGGAACGGUUUCUCGACGUUCUGGGGCCGCUGGUGGGGCAGCUAGCUCCACUUCAUGUGUUCGUAGCCGGCGACCUCAACGCCAAGUCCACGGCUUGGGGUAACCCAGUUACGAACCCAAAAGGGAGGGAGGUGGAGGAGUGGGCUUUUGCUGCCGGACUGUCCCUGCUCAAUGUUGGGGCAGUCCAGACGUGCGUGCGUUGGUCGGGAGGUUCCGUGGUUGACGUCACGUUCGCCACGCCGGCCAUCGCACGCAGAGUGGAGGGGUGGAGGGUGGAGACGGAGGUGGAGACUCUCUCGGACCAUCGAUAUAUAAGGUUCGAGGUGUCUCCAGCUCCCGUACGUCCGGCGUUGUUGUCGUCAUCAACGUCGUCCAGUGGGCGUAGUCAGUUUCCGCGUUGGGCACUCUCCAAGCUCAACCGGAAACUGGCUGAGGAGGCCGCAAUCAUCGGCCGCUGGAGUCUUCCGCCGCUUAUGAAGUUUGGGGUGGAUGAGGCGGCUAACCGGCUCUGCGACGCAUUUACUGCUGUCUGCAGAGCGGCCAUGCCACUCGCGAAGCGUCCACCCUCGCGGCGGGCGCUCUACUGGUGGUCGGCUGAUAUAGCCGGUCUCCGGGCCGCCUGCAACGGGGCCAGGAGGCAAUAUACUCGGAGCAGGCGGAGACGCCCCCAGGACGUGGACAGGGACGACAGGCUGCGCAGGAUCUACGUGGAGAAAAGGAAGAUCCUGCAGCAGGCCAUAUGCCGAGCCAAGGAAGAGGCCUGGCUGGAGCUAGUUGGGGGUCUGGAGAGAGACCCCUGGGGCCGACCGUAUAAUUGGGCGCGAAACAAGCUCCGCGCCUAUUCGGCCUCCAUCAGCGAAACGCUCCAGCCGGAGCAACUCGGGAGGAUCGUCGGGGAACUCUUUCCCGACAAACCCGAGGGCUUCGUGCCCCCCAGGAUGGCUCGGCAGACGCCGGACGAGGAGGAAGGUGUUCCCCCACCCGUCACAGAGGCUGAAAUGGAGGCGGCGUUGUCCCGCCUUCAGAGUAAGAAGAGGGCGCCGGGUCCAGACGGGGUGCACGGGAGAUGGCUAAUGAUAGGCAGUUAUUGGAAUGGCUUGGAUGUGUCUGACAAUGAGCAAGAUGUUGCUAGUUCUAGUUCGGAAGAAAAAUUAGUAAACGGCAAUGCUGUGAAUAGUUCCCAUGAUUCUAGUAGUAAAAUUGAAGAGGUCGCAGAUAGUCAACUUAUAUCAUCUGAAUCAUAG
This is a messenger RNA of Melitaea cinxia (Glanville fritillary), 1518 nucleotides long. RefSeq lists its product as uncharacterized. Lineage: Eukaryota; Metazoa; Arthropoda; Insecta; Lepidoptera; Nymphalidae. The transcript is spliced from 3 exons. Bases 1 to 1518 code for a protein of 505 amino acids. The record is from RefSeq and is a predicted model, not a curated record. Gene Ontology annotation, molecular function: catalytic activity.